AUUCAUUCGGUGCUGUCAGCUUGGACCCGCUCAGCAGUUUUUGGCUACAACUACCUGAUAAUUUCUUGAGACUAGUUUCUGCACAGAGCGCUGUUUAUCCUCCGCUGCUUCUCUGCAGAGAUGUGGCGCAGACUUCCACUGCUGAUUUUAUGCUGUGCUGUAAGUGGCCUCGAGCAUCUGGAGGCCGACAGAAGCUUUCGGGAGAAGAUGCUGCUGGUCAAAACCGACGAGCUGAGGCCGAUUAAAGAUGCUCCCUCCGCGGGUAAAGUAGAGGACAGUCCCCCGGCCCCGGAGAAAGGCGCUCCUGUUGUAAAUGCGGAGGGGAGAGCUCAUCAGCCCACUGCCGAGCCUCUGGAGGAUGAGCUGGACAACCAAGAGAAUAUAAUCAGCCAGUUGCUGGGUGAUUACGACAAAGUAAAAACGGUGUCAUCAGGGUCUGACUGUGUGUGCCGCUGUAUCGUUCGACCGAUCAAACGCUCCGACUGCAGCCGUGUCCAGGAAAGCGACCUAAAAUCACCAUCUCAGGAUUUUUACACUGUAGAGACAAUUACCAAAGGAACAGACUGCAAGAAGUGUGAGUGCAUGGCUCCACCUUCAGCUGUCAAUCCCUGUGAGGGGGAGUACAGGUUUAAAAAACUACAGGAAGCAAGCAAAGAUGACAUCAAGCUGGCAACUAUCAUUGACUUGCUGGAGGGCUCUUUGUAUGGAAUGGACUUAUUAAAGCUCCACUCUGUUACCACCAAGCUGCUGACCAAGGUGGACAACAUAGAGAAGACAUUUGCACAAAAUCUUACUGAAAGAAUGAGAGAGAAAGAACGUGGAAAAGAAAGAGCAAAGGAAAAGGAUAAAGAAAAGAAGAUCCAGCAGAAAAAAAAGAAAAUGAAUGACUUGGAGCGUUCAAGAGUUAAAAGUGGAGCAGCUGCCUACGCCCACAAGCAGCAGAAGGAUUAUGACAGCCACCUGAAGAAAAACCAACAGCAAGAUGGUGUGGAGGAACAGCACCGAAGCAGGAAUCAGACAGAAACACAAAAGGCAAGCAAAGAGAAGACCGAGCAAAAGCAACCAAUGAAAGACAAAACCACUGUUCUCAUCAGGGGCGUGACCUUUUAUAAGGCAGUGGAAGAGAGCUACCAGGAGGAUAAGAAAGUUAGAGGACAGAACACUCCUGUAACCACGACAUCUUCAGUGGACUUACUGAUCUCUGAGCAGCUGCCAUUUAACAGGCCUUCAAAAACCAUCAUAGAACCAGACCACAAGUACAUACCUUUGACCGGUUCUUCACUGACCCAUCAACCAACAGCUCCCUCAUCUACUAGCCAAGAAACCACAACUGCAACCCAACCAGCUCGCUCCUCUACAACAACUACAAAGCCAACGACAACUACUUCCCAAAAGUCUUCAACUACCAGAACUGCUAUUAAGCCCACUGCGCCUUCCACCCAGCAGACCACUUUACCCUCAGAUACCAAUAUAAGCCCACCCAUUGAUGCAUCUCCCACCUCAACACCUCAGCCAAAACCCAAAAGCCGACUCAGCUGGACAGAGAGUCCUGCUGACCAACUGAAGACCACCAAAAAGCCAGGAGUGUGUAAGGACACAGUAGCGAGCAUCUCUGAACCGGUCCAAAAAAAUACUUACGGCCUCAGUGAUGGAGCCUGGAUGAGAGAUGCUCGUGGUCACGGGAGCGUCAUCUACCUCACUAACGGUCACUAUGGCAACAACCUGCUGGAGUUCCGAGACAUGGAAACCUUCAAAUCAGGACAGACAAGCAAUUCAUACAAGCUGCCCUACAGUUUCACUGGAACAGGCCACGUUGUGUAUAAUGGAGCUUUCUACUACAAUCGAGCCUUCAGCAGGGACAUUAUAAGAUAUGACCUGAGGCACAGAUAUGUAGCUGCCUGGACCACACUGCAUGAUGCUUUACUGGAGGAGCAAAUUCACAGGACGCAGACUGAAGUUGAGCUUGCAGUCGAUGAGUCUGGCCUGUGGCUGCUUUACCCUGCUUUGGACACAGAGGGCUUCCACCAGGAAGUUAUCCUGCUAAUCCACCUCCACCCCCGUGAGCUUCAGCCGAUACAGACGUUUCGCACGGGUCUCAGACGAGGUCGCUAUGGUAACAGCUUCCUGGUUUGUGGCGUGCUUUAUGCAGUGGACAGUAUGGAACAUCGAUACGCAAACGUGACCUAUGCCUUUGACACUCACACGCUUACGCACACCGUGCCAAGCCUGGCGUUCACAAACAUGCACGCACACAACUCCCAGCUGGCCUAUUGUCCUCUGGACAAAAAACUGUACUCAUGGGAUAACGGUCAUCAGAUGAUAUAUGAUGUCAUCUUUGCUUAUUUAGAAUAAUGGACAUAAAAAAAUAAAAAUAAAAAAAAAUGGUGGUUAGAUGUAUAUUUGGCAAUUUGUCUUGUCCAGUGAGUCAAAACAAAGCUGAGGAUGGAAGAAAUAAGAACACUGAACAGAUAUUCCAUCUGUGCUUUGUUUCGAAAAGACAGGAUCAGUCACUCUGAUGUGGUCACUGGGCUGCUGCUCUGGUGCACACACAGACGCAGCACUUGCAGACAAGAAAAGCAGAAUUGUAUUAUACCUUAAAAACUCCAUAGGUGAUAUGGAUGAAUGUAAAUAGAUGUAUACAUUGUCUUAGUCUGUUUCAACAAAGAAAACUACAUUUAUGAGAAACCAUAUAAUCCAUUAAUUCAGACUGUGGUGGAGAGGAACUGUCUGGAAUGCUCUCGUUUCUCACUGUAGUGUGACGGACUUCAUAUUGUUUGGAAAUGACCUUAUAACCUUUGCCAGGCAAAAUGAUCUUACUGAAGCAGGAAGUAUGCAGUUAGUUUUUCACGACUGCAUAGUCACGUAAAAACUUUCUUUUUCACAUGACUGCAUGUUGAACUUGUUCCAUAGUACAGGUGGUGCACAAGUUUGAAUUUGUUUUGGAUUUUGUGUGGAUUUUCUUGAAUCCACACUGGGUCAAAAAUUAUACAUAGGGCUCAAAUAUAAACACCCAGCUCCAUUAAUAUUUGGUUAAAUAUUUGUAAGUUGCACCUCAACCAGAUGCUUUUGGUCACCGUCAAUAAGCUUCUGGCAUAUUUGACUGCUCUUCUUGGCAGAAUUGUUAGAGUUCAUUUAAAUUUGUUGUUUUCCUGGCAUGAACCUGACACUUAAGCAUCCAUCCAUUCACUUCCGCUUAUCCUGUUCAGGGUCGCUGGAGCCUAUCCCAGCUGACAUAGGGUGAG
Molecule: messenger RNA, 3242 nt
Organism: Archocentrus centrarchus (flier cichlid)
Lineage: Eukaryota; Metazoa; Chordata; Actinopteri; Cichliformes; Cichlidae
Gene: olfml2bb
Product: olfactomedin-like 2Bb
Exons: 9
Coding region: 121-2352 (743 amino acids)
Biological process (GO): signal transduction
Source: RefSeq, a predicted model, not a curated record